AUGACCAGUGACCUAAUCCGUGAAGGAGUGUUUAUCGAGAAAAUUAUUGGGGACAUCAAGGGACUAUUGAAACCCACAGACUUAAAAGAAGCCAAACACUCAGUUGGAAUAGCUUUUCGCAUGCAAGAAUUCAACACUAAAUACUUAGACAUUGUGGGUUCACCUGAUGUUCAAAUAAUUGGAAUUUGGGGUACAGGCGGUAUAGGUAAAACAACGCUUGCCAAAGAGAUUUGUAGUAAAUAUGGUCAUAGUUUCAGCAAUCAAUGUUACCUUGAAGAGGUGAGGAGUAACAAGAAAAAUAUGGUUAGUCUGCAAGAACAACUUCUUCGAGAUCUUUUGAAACGGCAUGACAUUAAGGUAAGCAGUGUUGCUGAAGGAACCAAGGAGAUAGAGAAAAGACUUGGAAGCAUGAAGGUACUUGUCGUGGUUGAUGACAUAGAUGAUGCGGACCAAUUAGAUAAAUUGGCGAUAUCACAUGUCUCGUUUGGUCCCGGAAGUAGGAUUAUUAUAACAACAAGAGAUGAACAUGUGUUGAAUAUACAAAAGGUGGAUAAAAGAUAUAAAGCACAAGGAAUGACUAAUGACGAAGCUUUUGAGCUCCUUAGUUGGCAUGCCUUUGGAAAUCCUCGUCCCGACGAAGAAUAUAUUGAGCUCGCAAGAGAUGUUGUUGAUUAUUGUGGAGGACUGCCUCUAGCUCUUGAAGUUGUUGGCCGUUUGUUGGCUACGAAAAAGAGUAAAAGCAUAUGGAAAAAGAAAAAUUUGAGGAUGCAUGAUUUGAUUCGAGAUAUGGGAAGAGAAAUUUUGCGGGCAGAAUCUUCUGUGGAAUUGGGAAAACGUAGUCGAUUGUGGCAUAGUGAAGAUGCAAAAACCGUGCUUAGGAACAAAUUGGGAACAGAAGCAGUUGAAGGCCUAACCUUAUUUUUGCCAAAAGAUUCUGAUGACGAGCAAAGCUUCACCAUACCAGCAGAUUUUGAUCAACGAAACCUAGUUUUUAUGCAACUGACCAGCAGCAAGAUUGUACGAGUUUGGGAGGAUUCGAACCUGUUGCCUAAGAAGUUGAAGUAUCUCAUUCUUGGAGGCUGCCAUAACUUGACUAAAUUACCAGACUUUUCAAAACUCCCACUUCUCGAGGUAUUGAACCUCGGUGGCUGUAAGGGUUUGUGUGGGGCUUACCAUUUUUUAGCACAACUGAAGAUGAUUCAGGCAUUAAAUCUCAGCAACUGCAAUAUAACAGAUGGUGCCGUUCUCGAAAUAAUUGGGAGUCUAUCUUCUUUAAGAGCUUUAUAUCUAAGUGGGAAUGGUUUUAAUAGGCUACCCAUUCUCAGUGGCCUUUCUCAGCUUCAGUUUUUACGUCUAAAUCAUUGCACAAACCUUCAGGCAAUCCCAGAUUUGCCGAACAGUUUGAUUGAAUUGGAAGCGAAUAACUGCACUGCACUGGAAAUAAUGUCCGACUUUUCAGAGAUGUCGAAAAUGAGGAAAUUGGAACUGAAAGAAUGCCGCAAACUCAAAGAUAUUCCAAACUUGGAGAACUCAUUGGACUACAUGGUUUCAAUUCAUAUGGAAGGGUGUACCAGUCUCACUGGUACUUUUAAGGAGAACCUCCAAACGAAAAAUGCAUUUGGUGGAAUUUUUCUCUCUGGAAAUGAUAUUCCUCACCGGUUAGCCUACGUCGCGAGAGAGGAUGAAAUUGUCCAAUUUGUAGUGCCGCAAACGAACUAG
This is a messenger RNA of Malus domestica (apple), 1719 nucleotides long. The record is from RefSeq and is a predicted model, not a curated record. NCBI's taxonomy places the organism in Eukaryota, Viridiplantae, Streptophyta, Magnoliopsida, Rosales, Rosaceae.